Molecule: messenger RNA, 1557 nt
Organism: Ictalurus furcatus (blue catfish)
Lineage: Eukaryota; Metazoa; Chordata; Actinopteri; Siluriformes; Ictaluridae
Gene: slbp2
Product: stem-loop binding protein 2
Exons: 5
Coding region: 768-1505 (245 amino acids)
Biological process (GO): mRNA 3'-end processing by stem-loop binding and cleavage; mRNA transport
Cellular component (GO): cytoplasm; histone pre-mRNA 3'end processing complex
Molecular function (GO): histone pre-mRNA stem-loop binding; mRNA binding
Source: RefSeq, a predicted model, not a curated record
AGGGGCAAAAAUCAACAACAGCAGCAUAAUCCAAAAAUAGAAAAUGUUUAGAGUUUGUCUGUAGGAUGAUUAAAACACGUGCACAUUUACAAUAUACCCUCACUGAGCCAUCUUCAUCAUUUCCCCUUGAUUGAACCGUGCCACCAUCUUAAGAGCUAUUGCAUUACAUUUCCAUAUAUUUGAGCAGCUGAGAGUUAAGGGCCCAGCAGUGUCAGUUUGGAAGUUUUAGGAUUUGAAUUCACAAUCUUCUGGUGAAAAGUCAAUCGUCUUAACCACUGAGCUACCACACCAUUACCUUACCAUAUGUUAGAUAAGCUCUUCAGACCUGUGCGAUCAAAUCAGCAUGAAUGUACACACCAAUAACAUGUACAAUUAACAAUAAUGUUAAUGAGUUUUUAUUAAUCACAUAUACAUUACAGCAUUUCAAUAAGUAUAUGUUGAGGUUUCUGCUGGAGAGAACAUCAGAAUAUCACAGAGCCCCUUCCUGUAAUGCUUAAAUUUUGGAGACACUUGUAGAUGAUCUUGGGCCAGUCUGAACAUUAAAGACUAACACGAGUCACUUAAAAACAGGAACUUGAAUUACCAAGGAAGUAAGUUUGUAUUAGAGCAGCAUAACAUCAGAAUAAAUGGAAGACAAUAGAAAAUCACAGAAAUAUCACAAUAAUUGAUUUCAUUUGCUGGCUUAUUUGUGUAGCUCCGCCCUGCAGCACCUGAUGCUGAUUUAAAGCUCUUUCAAACUACGAGGCCUACUAUGUGGCAAGGUCAGCAUGAUAUCACACGUUGAAACUCUGCUUCAAAGUCCUUUGGACUCAAGGUCCAAUUCUUUACAUUAUCUUACUCUUAGGAGUUUAAGUGCUAUUCUUAAUUUGUUUUUGUUGUUCAUGUGUUUUAGGGGUUUGUCUUUUCCCCCAUGGCCUAACCCUGAACUACAGCAAGAUAUGAAGCUCAGGCUGCCUCUUCCCCCUGGUAGCCCAGAGCCCUGGCUUCUCCCAGGCUGCAGCUCGGUAUAUGACAGCCUGGUCAGCUCUAGGACGCCCCAAUCACCUGUGAGUGGAGAUCAGAAUUCCUCUACCAUGAACAAACCUCGCAGAUCCUCUAUUCUUGAGCGGUGCAUCCUGAAGAUUUCUACAGCCAAUGUUGCUGUAGGGACAGAGGAUCUGGAUGAGAUCAAGAGAUCCCCAACAGGACUCCGGUGGCGUUCUCACAACAUGGACCCAUCAUUUUUUGAGACUAAUGAGUCCGUGUUAAAGCGAAGACAAAAGCAGAUUCAGUAUGGCAAGAACACUUGUGGUUACCAGAACUAUGUGAAGCAAGUGCCAAAGCGUUUUCGGAUCCCGGGGUUUCACCCAUCCACUCCCAACAAAUAUCGCAAAUAUAGCCGAAGAUCGUGGGACAUGCAAGUCAGACUUUGGAGGAGAGCACUGCAUGCGUGGGACCCACCUUUGACUUAUCAAGGAAAUGAUCCAGUUGAUCAACUGUAUGUAUGUUUGAGGCUAAAAACAUGAUUAAUGUAACACUUCAGUCAUCUUUAGACCAGUAUAAGGAUCAUAUCUGUGU